CUUCGCGCCCGCGUUAAUAAUUGUUGUUCUUGUUGUUUGACCCGGCUGGCCUGGAGCUCCCCUCUUUUGUCAUCCGCACUCUUAGAGCUGGGCCACCGACCAUCCAAUAACCUGGGCGUGCACGUUCCUUCCCCGAUUUUGGGUCCGGGCUACUCAAGUGGCGGUUGACCUCGGAUGUCACUCUCGGAGAUAUCACGGCCCUCUUCGGCAUUCUUGAACACUAUUCCCCUCCUGGGCCAGCAUGUCCAGGUCUAACGCUGCCGCUCAAAAGAUAUCAAUCACCAAGGCCCUGAAAGCUGAACGCGAUGUAUCUGGAGCCACCUCCCAGGAGCAAGCCCUCGAAGCUGCCAUCGACGCGGCUGAGCACUACAUGAAAGCGCUCAGCUUGGCCACCAGCCUAGUUGACAGACAGUCACUAGAUUCCAAAUGUCAUGACUGGCUCGCGCGAGCAGAAAAGAUAAAAGAGGCCGACGACUGGCAAGCUGUGAUAUAUGCCUACGAAAGAAGCCUCUUGUCACGGUUACCUAAACCCACUCGGAAACUCACCACGCGUGAGGAAAUCAUUCUACUUGAGAGUGCAAAGAUAAAUGGAUUUAUCUUUCCGCCAUGGAGAAGUGUCCCAAGUCCUGAGGAUUUCAAGCAGGAUGACGAGAACCUGUUUACUGAUAAACCUGAUCUUCAUCUAUCCGAGCUGCAGAAGAGCGUGCUCGCAGGAUGGGAACGGCCUCUUGAGCUAUUGUCCAAGCAUGCGGGCGAAGCAAACGAGCCUAUAGUCCCUGUGAUGUCCGUCUCAGAGAAAAUAGAUCUUGUUCAAGAUAUGUUGACAGACUGCUCUGUGGUUGCUAGCCUUUGUGCUGCUACAUCACGGUCGGAACGGGGUUUAGACAAGAGCCAUCUCCCCCUAGCGUUUCCUUGUGAAUAUGGACAGGUCAUGCCAAAAUUUUCACCGUCAGGAAAAUACAUAUUCCGAUUCUAUUUCAAUGGAUGCUUCAGGAAAGUGAUCAUUGAUGACCGUCUACCCGCAUCCAAAACAUCAAGAUCACUCCAUGUUGUUGAUCGAAAUAACCCUAACUUUCUCUGGCCUGCUUUUGUGGAAAAAGCGUAUCUAAAGAUCCGUGGAGGCUACGACUUUCCUGGGAGCAAUUCCGGAACAGACUUGUGGGUUUUGACAGGUUGGAUUCCAGAGCAGGUCUUCUUACACGACGAUGAUGUAACUGCAGAGCAACUCUGGAGACGUCUGUUCAAGCCAUUCCGCAAGGGCGACGUGCUGUUGACGAUAGGCACCGGGAGACUGACCGAGAGAGAGCAGAAAGAAGUAGGUCUUGUGAGUGAACAUGACUAUGCGAUAUUGGAUAUGAGAGAGCAGAGGGAUCGCCGCCAGAUUCUUGUGAAGAACCCGUGGGCAGGGGACGACACCAUGGUCGCAGACAUCGCGAACCGGUUCGGACUGACAGAUAUGCCCCACAAUUCGUCCUCUUCCUUCCCUGGAACCUUUUGGAUGGAUUGUGAAAGCGUCCUUCAACAUUUCGAAAAUCUCUAUCUGAAUUGGAACCCCGCAACCUUCCGAUACCGGGAGGACAUUCACUUUACGUGGGAUCUGUCGACGGCGAGAGGAGUAGCGGGAUGCUUUGCAAAGAACCCCCAGUUUUCCGUGACUACCGAGACUGGAGGUAAUGUAUGGCUGCUGCUUGGGAAGCAUUUCAAGACGAUUGACCACCCAAGCCUACUGGAUGACAUCGAGGAGCAAGGUUUCAUCAGUAUAUAUGUGUUCAACGCGAAUGGGAAACGAGUCGCAUUGAGUGAUGGUGCUCUCCACCGCGGACCCUACGUUGACUCGCCAAACACUCUCAUGAGGCUGGAAAUGCCCCCAAAAAUGACAUACACUGUUGUGAUUUCUGAGCAGUCAUUGCCCGCUGCGAGCCAAAACUUUACGUUAUCCGUGUUGUCUUCGGCUCCAGUUGUUGUAGCGCCUGCCCAGAACAAAUACAGUUGCGUAACAAAGAGUCAAGGGUCAUGGAUGCCUUCCACCGCAGGAGGAAACGCUGAGUCUGCUCGAUACCCUUUCAACCCGCAGUUCAGUUUAGAGAUUCAUGAUGCGACUGACCUUUCGAUUCUGCUUGAACCCUCAGAUCCAGAGCUCGCUACCCAUGUGAAAUUGUUUUGGUCCAAGGGACAGCGCGUGUCUAGGGUCCGAAACCGUGAUCUUAUAAUUGAUAGUGGCGACUACCGCCGUGGCGGCUGCGUCGCGGAGAAAAGAAAUCUGGAAGACGGGCUGUAUACUAUCGUCUGUUCUACCUUCGCCCCGGACCAACUCGGGCGUUUCACCCUUUGGAUUUCUUCCUCAAUUCCGUGCAACGUCAAGCCGCUUGCGCCAGAAUCGGCCGGGAGACGAGCAGUCAUAUCAGAUGUUGGUGUCAUGACUCCUGGAAGAGAUCGGAUGCUGGCAUCGUUGGACACACCGCGAUUGACACGAAUCAAGCUAAUUGGAAGAAGCCGACAGUCAACGAUCGGGAAUCGCGCUGUUGGGCCAUCCCCCACGCUGAUGACGGUAGAACUCGGCCAGGGGCCAUACAAAGAAAUCUUGGCUACCUCCGAAGAUGGAAACCACAGCGAUGCCAUAUCGGGAGUGCGCAUCGAAGACUUCAAUCUACCCCCAGGUCUUGAGAGCCGGGGUGGAGCGUGGAUUGUCAUCGAGAGGAUUGGAGGGCCUGGAGGACAGGUAGAGGAUCAUUUCGAAGUGGAAGCGUUGGCUGAAGAGAGGGUGAAUAUUGGGGAAUGGAUUGUUGAAGAUGCAUGACAGCAGGGUGUGCUGUGAGGGAGUUGCCAUGAACAGCGGGAGCAAGUGAUCUUAAUAACGCUAAGCAUAAAUAAGUCAAUCUCAAGGUAG
Molecule: messenger RNA, 2887 nt
Organism: Aspergillus heteromorphus CBS 117.55
Lineage: Eukaryota; Fungi; Ascomycota; Eurotiomycetes; Eurotiales; Aspergillaceae
Product: calpain-like protease PalBory
Exons: 4
Coding region: 242-2797 (851 amino acids)
Biological process (GO): proteolysis
Molecular function (GO): calcium-dependent cysteine-type endopeptidase activity
Source: RefSeq, a predicted model, not a curated record